Messenger RNA from Thalassophryne amazonica, 4029 nucleotides. RefSeq names its product glutamate receptor, ionotropic, AMPA 3b (gene gria3b). Gene Ontology annotation, biological process: modulation of chemical synaptic transmission; monoatomic ion transport; synaptic transmission, glutamatergic. Gene Ontology annotation, molecular function: AMPA glutamate receptor activity; transmitter-gated monoatomic ion channel activity involved in regulation of postsynaptic membrane potential. NCBI's taxonomy places the organism in Eukaryota, Metazoa, Chordata, Actinopteri, Batrachoidiformes, Batrachoididae. Bases 80 to 2863 code for a protein of 927 amino acids. The transcript is spliced from 16 exons. The record is from RefSeq and is a predicted model, not a curated record. Gene Ontology annotation, cellular component: AMPA glutamate receptor complex; postsynaptic membrane; dendritic spine.
CUCUCUCUCUCUCUCUCUCUCUCUCUCUCUCUCUGUCUCUCUGAGUUGCAAAAAUGCUCUGCAGCUGGGCUGCACCUCAAUGAACCCAACUGGCGCGCCGUCAGAAACCGUCUACCCUCUCUGGAUUUCCGUUUGUGCGUGGCUUUCACCCCAAACACACGAAUGUUCUCCUAAACAGACCCUUGGAAGGAGUUGCACAAACCGGCCGGAGAAAAUGGCACAGCGCGCCGUUUUAUUGUUACUGUGGCUGUUUGACAGAUCACUCGCAGGAUUUCCAAACCAGAUUAACAUCGGGGGGCUGUUCAUGCGUUACACCGUGCAGGAGCACAGCGCGUUCAGGUUCGCGGUCCAACUCUACAACACCAACCAAAACACCACUGAGAAGCCUUUCCACCUCAACUACAACGUGGACAACCUCGAGUCGUCCAACAGCUUUUCAGUCACCCAUGCGUUUUGCUCCCAGUUCUCCCGCGGUGUGUACGCCAUCUUUGGAUUCUAUGACAAGAAGUCCAUGAACACCUUGACAUCAUUCUGCGGCGCUCUCCACACCUCCUUUGUCACACCCAGUUACCCCACCGACAAUGAGGUGCAGUUCGUCAUCCAGAUGCGGCCGGCCCUCCGGGGUGCUGUCCUCAGCCUGCUCUCUCACUACAAGUGGCAGAAGUUUGUGUACCUCUACGACACAGACCGAGGAUUCUCUAUACUGCAGGCCAUCAUGGAAGCAGCGGUUGCGAACAACUGGCAAGUGACCGCUCGCUCUGUCAGUGGCACAACAGAUGCUGCAGAGUUCAGGCGCAUCAUUGAGGAGAUGGACAGGAGACAGGAGAAGCGCUAUGUGAUUGACUGUCAGGUGGACAGAAUCAACACCAUAUUUGAACAGGUCGUGACCCUGGAGAAGAACAGCCGUGGUUACCAUUACAUUCUGGCAAAUCUUGGCUUUUCAAAUGUGAGUUUGGACAAAGUCUUUGCCGGUGGAGCCAACAUCUCAGGGUUUCAGAUAGUCAAUCCUGAGAAUCCAAUUGUGCAGCAGUUUAUGCAGCGCUGGGAGCGACUAGAUGAAAGAGAAUUCCCAGAAGCCCGAAAUACUCCUCUGAAGUAUACCUCAGCUCUGACCCAUGACGCCAUCUUGGUGAUCGCAGAGGCCUUCAGAUACCUGCGGCGCCAGCGUGUUGACGUUUCACGCCGGGGCAGUGCUGGAGAUUGCCUUGCCAAUCCCGCUGUCCCUUGGAGCCAAGGCAUUGACAUCGAGAGAGCGCUUAAAACGGUCCAGGUACAAGGCAUGACCGGAAACAUCCAGUUCGAUAACUACGGGCGAAGGACCAACUUCACCAUUGAUGUUUAUGAGAUGAAAAUAGGAGGGCCGAGGAAGAUCGGGUACUGGAACGAGUAUGAGCGGUUCGUAAAUCUUAUGGACCUGCAGCUUUCCAACGACUCCUCAGUGGAAAAUCGAACGAUUGUGGUCACUACUAUUAUGGAAGCUCCUUAUGUGAUGUACAAGAAAAAUUAUAUGCAUCUGGAGGGGAAUGACAGAUAUGAAGGCUACUGCGUCGAUUUAGCAUCUGAGAUUGCCAAACAUGUUGGAAUUAAGUACAAACUGUCUAUAGUAAUGGAUGGGAAGUAUGGAGCCCGAGACCCAGAGACCAAGACGUGGAACGGGAUGGUGGGUGAACUGGUCUAUGGGAGAGCAGAUAUAGCUGUCGCGCCUCUCACCAUUACUCUGGUUAGAGAGGAGGUGAUAGACUUUUCCAAGCCAUUUAUGAGUUUGGGCAUCUCCAUAAUGAUAAAGAAGCCCCAAAAGUCCAAGCCUGGUGUCUUCUCCUUCCUGGACCCACUGGCCUAUGAGAUCUGGAUGUGUAUAGUGUUUGCCUAUAUUGGCGUGAGCGUGGUUCUGUUCCUGGUCAGUCGGUUCAGUCCUUAUGAGUGGAACCUUGAGGAACAAGAUGAGACCAAAGAUCCCCAGACACCUCCAGAUCCUCCCAAUGACUUUGGCAUCUUCAAUUCUCUCUGGUUCUCACUGGGCGCCUUCAUGCAGCAAGGCUGUGAUAUCUCCCCCAGAUCACUGUCUGGCCGUAUCGUUGGUGGAGUGUGGUGGUUCUUCACCCUCAUCAUCAUCUCUUCCUACACAGCCAACCUUGCUGCCUUCCUGACAGUUGAGAGGAUGGUGUCUCCUAUAGAAAGUGCUGAAGAUCUGGCCAAACAGACAGAGAUAGCAUAUGGCACUCUUGACUCAGGGUCCACAAAGGAGUUUUUUAGGCGCUCCAAAAUAGCAGUGUACGAGAAGAUGUGGUCGUACAUGAAAUCAGCCGAACCCUCUGUGUUUGUUAAGACCACACCCGAUGGUGUAGCCCGGGUACGAAAGUCAAAGGGCAAGUUCGCCUUUCUCCUCGAAUCCACCAUGAAUGAAUACAUCGAGCAGCGGAAACCGUGCGACACCAUGAAAGUGGGCGGGAACCUCGACUCAAAAGGCUACGGUGUGGCGACGCCCAAAGGCUCAGCAUUAAGAAAUGCUGUCAACCUGGCAGUUUUAAAACUGAAUGAGCAAGGCCUCUUGGACAAAUUGAAAAACAAAUGGUGGUACGACAAGGGAGAGUGCGGCAGCGGGGGAGGUGACUCCAAGGACAAGACAAGUGCUCUCAGCCUAAGCAAUGUGGCAGGUGUCUUCUAUAUUCUGGUUGGAGGGCUGGGGUUGGCCAUGAUGGUGGCUCUGAUAGAGUUCUGUUAUAAAUCACGCCAAGAAACCAAAAGGCUGAAAUUGGCAAAGAAUGCCCAGAAUUUUACGCCAGCUCCCCCGACCAACACCCAGAACUUUGCCACAUAUAGAGAAGGCUACAACGUGUAUGGAACCGAGAGCGUAAAGAUCUAAUGGGUUUUGUUUUGUUUUUACAGCGAUUUGCAUCGUCCAACACAAAUGUGACUUAACCAUCUAAAGGAGUACGGGAUCACGAGGAUUGAGCUUCAAGCCCAAAUCCUCUGGAGUGGACACAGCACGACCUGCAAUGAAGACACGAACGGACUGGUCACGGGAAGAGCCGCUGUGGGCGCUUCCGCUCAGUGCCUUAAUGAACUCAGAGUCCAAUCAAUGCAACUCACUCACAACAGAAUUGCUUUUUUGCUUGAAACUCAUAGAAAACAGAAGAAUGGUAGAGCGAUAAAACUAAUAAAACAUCUUGGCGCACUAUGACGAAUGAGAGAAUAAAGCCAUCAUUUGCAACCCUAAGCACAUCUCGAAGUGCCAGAAGACGAAUCUUUUAGAUGUAAUUGUUUCCUUGUAAUCAGUGUGAUCACAGAUAACUCUUCAUUCUUCUGCUGCCAGAUUUUCACUGGUUCAAUGUGUUCAAAUAAGUUUAUUAGACCUAUUCUGUACACUGGGUAUUAGACACUGGAUUUUAUACUGCUGUAAGUCACUUCCAGUGACCUGGGUCUUGUUUUACACCCGAUCUCAUUGCAGCAAAAUGCCGUUUAGAGUGUGUUGUUUGUACUCUUCCGCUCUGGUGCUGCUGCUGUGGUCUUCUGAACGCUUAAUGGGGACUCGUGAAGGUGAUCUGGUUCGGCUUUACGCACGAAGGAACCAGGUCAUAAUCCACACUUCAAUACUGCCAAGUGUAUUUUGUAUGACAUAGAGUGUGUAAAGCAAGUAUACAUGCUUGAUUUAAAAAAAAAAAAAAAACAUAAUAAUAAUCACAAUAAAUAACAAUAAAACCUGUAUGUUUACAGUUUGUAAAAUAUCAAAGGAACUAACUUGCUGAAAAUCUUCUGCUCCAGACAGUUUUGUCCCUCGAAGUCUAGAGUCAUUUUGAGUCUGUAUAUGAAAGGAAAACCAAACAAAAAUGAUAAUUCAACUGUAGAAUAACUGCAAUCCAACAAAAAAGGAUAACAGUAAUGGCUUUUGAACUGUAGUAUUUUUUGGUUUACCGUCACACUUUGUUUGCCAUGUUUUACAAUGAGCUGUGGUUUCUUUUCAAUUUUUUUUUUCCACAAACAUUACAGUGUCUGGUGACUUCACGUAAGAAAUGGAAAAAGAAAACGACA